Messenger RNA from Akanthomyces muscarius, 2613 nucleotides. RefSeq lists its product as uncharacterized. Gene Ontology annotation, cellular component: early endosome; Golgi apparatus; membrane. The transcript is spliced from 5 exons. Bases 1 to 2613 code for a protein of 870 amino acids. Gene Ontology annotation, molecular function: voltage-gated chloride channel activity. The record is from RefSeq and is a predicted model, not a curated record. Lineage: Eukaryota; Fungi; Ascomycota; Sordariomycetes; Hypocreales; Cordycipitaceae. Gene Ontology annotation, biological process: chloride transport; transmembrane transport.
AUGGAUUCCCAGCAGAGCGACGAUUACGGCACCCAGCAGCAGCCAGAUUCCCCGCGAGCCUCGCGUCGGCCCUUUCACCGCCGACACCACUCGACCGCCGAACCUAGCGAAAUUUCUCCGUUGCUCACUACCUCUAGAUCUCGCAUACGUAUAGAUAAUCGCGGUCGCUCCCCUAGACCUGCAGCCCGCCUUUCUCGACACCAAAGCUACACAGGGAGUCUUCGCGGAACCAGACACCAUAGUCGGCAACCCUCGUGGGGCCAGCGCCUUAUCUCAGCUCUCGGUGAGGGCAGAAGCAGCUUGACCGAAUCCAAAGGAUCCAUCUUCCCCGAAGAGCGUGUCUGGUACGAUCAAUUCACCAGUACUGACUGGGUUCACGAUACUAUUGCCGAUUCGCACCGUGUCAAAGCUCUUCGUGCCCGAAAAGACUUUCGUGGCCGAAUCUUGAACGCCUUGGAUGGUGCACAAGGAUGGUUUCUGAGUGCUUUGUGCGGUGUAAUCAUCGCCUUGAUUGCAUACGCUGUUGAUGUCACGGAGUCUACAGUUUUUGACUUCAAAGAUGGCUUCUGUGCCAGAGCCUGGUACUUAGACGAAAAGAAAUGCUGCCCUAGAGGUGGCUGUGAAGAUUGGAAAAGCUGGUCGCAAGCAUUCAGAAUCCACUCCAUUGCAGCGCACUGGACCGACUAUCUCAUCUAUCUUUUCCUUGUCAUCUCCCUGGCUACAUUGUCCUGCUGGAUCGCGCUUUGGACUAAAACGGUUGUCGCCUCGUCAUAUCAACUCACUACUUUGGACGAAAAUCUGGCCGCAGAGCAGCUGCCACAGCCAGCGACGGAUGUCCAGGCGGACGAUAGCGAGGGUGCAGCUCUUGAAGAAGAUGCCUCGGAGCAGAAUCCGCCUAUGAUUUACUACACUGCUGCAGGAAGUGGUGUUGCUGAAGUCCGUGUCAUUCUGAGUGGGUUCGUUUUGCACGGAUUCCUCGGUUUAAAGACACUCAUUAUCAAGAUGAUUGCGUUGGUGUUUUCAGUUUCUUCUGGGUUGAGCCUCGGUAAGGAGGGCCCUUACGUGCACAUGGCCGCCUGUGUCGGAAAUAUUGCUUGUCGUCUCUUUUCAAAGUACGACCGCAACGACGCCAAGAGACGAGAGGUUCUUUCUGCAGCUGCCGCAGCUGGUGUGGCUGUUGCUUUUGGUGCUCCUCUUGGAGGAGUCUUGUUUGGUUUGGAGGAAGUCUCGUACUUUUUCCCUGCAAAGACUCUCUUCCGAACCUUUUUCUGUUGCAUCGUUGCCGCCCUGUCACUCAAAUUCCUUAACCCAUACGGAACGCACAAGAUUGUCAUGUUUCAAGUUCGAUACCUGGUCGACUGGGAAUUCUUUGAGCUGGGCACUUUUAUCUUGGUGGGCAUCCUUGGUGGUGCACUUGGUGCCUUGUUCAUCAAAGCGUCCAAAUAUUGGGCUCAAACAUUCCGUCGUCUCAAGGUGAUAAAGAGGUAUCCCAUGUUCGAGGUUUUUCUCGUCGCAUUGGUGACUGGGCUAUUGAGCUACUGGAAUGCAUUGACUAAACUCCCCGUGGCAAAGCUGCUGCUCAAUCUCGCUUCUCCUUGCGACGACUCGACUGAUGCGGAUCGCGACGAGCUCGGCUUGUGCCCCAACUCCAUCGAUGACAUUCCAGAGAUCCUCAAGACUCUGCUGAUCGCUUUCUUAAUCAAGGGAUUCUUGACUGUUAUAACGUUUGGUAUCAAGGUGCCUGCUGGUAUAUAUAUCCCAUCUAUGGUUGUUGGCGGUCUCAUGGGCCGCAUGGUUGGCCACCUGGUGCAGUGGCUAGUUUUGGCGGUGCCAGACUGGACCAUCUGGGGGAACUGCGCAACUGCGGCUGACGGAACCUGCAUUCAACCUGGUGUCUAUGGGCUGAUUGCGGCCGGCGCCACAAUGUGUGGAGUGACGCGUCUAUCAGUUACGCUGGCUGUCAUUCUGUUUGAACUGACGGGUAGUUUGGACUAUGUCCUUCCAUUUUCGCUGACCAUCUUGGUGGCCAAAUGGACAGCUGACGCUAUUGAGCCGAACAGCAUCUAUGAUCUUCUUACUUCUAUGAAUGCCUACCCUUUCCUAGACAACAAGCAUAAGCCUGUUUUUACAGGUACCUUGGCUGACAUUAUCACGCGAUUUCGAAGGGAGAGAAUUAUCGACAUCACCAACUCGCCACUUGUGGCAGCGACCAAGCUCAGAUCAAAGUUGGAAAUUUUGCAUCGCGCUGGAGAAUUGGAUGGAGGACUGCCAAUUGUGCGACACGACGUUCUGGUGGGAUUGAUCCCAGCGCCAGAUUUGGAGUUUGCGCUCGACCAACUCGAGAACGAGACGGCCAACUUGUGUCUGAUGGACCGAGUGCCAAGCAUUGACGAGGACGAGGAAGACGCUGCGGAUCCCACUGACUUUACGCCGUAUAUUGACCCGGCCCCGGUGGUACUUGAUCUGCGCUCUCCGACAGAUCUUGUUUAUGAAUGCUUUGUGAAGCUUGGUCUUCGAUACAUUUGCGCGACUAAGGACGGACGAUAUGCAGGCAUGAUUCACAAGAAGACAUUUGUGAGGCACAUGCGAGAGAAGGAGGAGGAGCAGAGCUAG